Molecule: messenger RNA, 636 nt
Organism: Rhododendron vialii
Lineage: Eukaryota; Viridiplantae; Streptophyta; Magnoliopsida; Ericales; Ericaceae
Exons: 2
Coding region: 1-636 (211 amino acids)
Source: RefSeq, a predicted model, not a curated record
AUGCAACAAAACCAAAACCUCUUGUUGGAGACCAUACUCGCCUUGCAGAAGAAAAACACCACCCCUCCUUUGCCUGAGGCGAACACGGAGGGAACUCAUCCCACUGGCUCUCAAAACGAAACUCGCGACAACCAAAUCGUCGCCGUAGUCCAGAACACGGCAAACACAACCCCCGUCACGCUAGAGCAAGUGCGAGCACUCAUCCAAUCCGAAAAAAAACCCCUCGCUUUCACGCCCGAUGCGGACCUCUGCCCUCCGUAUCCCAUAGCGGUUGCAAGCAUGCCAUAUCCAGAGGGAUACACGGUCCCUAAGUUCAUCCGUUUCGACAGAAGGAAGGGAAACACCAAAGAGCACGUCAUCCAUUUUGUGGACAGCCUUGACAUCCACAGCGGAGAUCGUAACUUGAGGCUACGAGAGUUCUCCAAAUCCUUGACGGACAAAGCGUACUCAUGGUACGCCAACCUUGCUUCUAACUCUGUCCUCUCUUGGGAGGACAUGGUUAAAAAUUUUUACUCCAAGUUCUUCUAUGUGGAGGAUCGCCUCACAACCCUCCAACUGAUAAAGGUGACUCAAAGGCCUUCUGAGGCCUUGAAUGCUUAUGUCCGCCGCUUCCAUGAACUAUCGGUGGAUGUUUAA